AUGCGUGAGCCUCCGCCCCUGAGGCCUCUCCGCCUGCAGCGCCCACCUCCUCGGUGGUGCGGUCGGGGAGGGCCCCGCUCGCCCCGCCCCCCGCCCCGCCGGCGGGCACAGCCCCGCUCGCCCCGCCCCCCGCCCCGCCCGCCCCUCCCCAGGUCCCUCAGUCUUUUCGGGAGCCUCGCAGCCUCCCAGCAGCCGCCCCGCCGAGACUCUGUGCGUCCCUUGGCUCCCGGGACCAGGCUGCGCCACGCGGAGCGUUGGGGGGGGCGGAGGCGCCAGGUUGGAGGCAUCAGCAGCGGGCGGGAAGGAGAAGGCAGAAGGCAGAAGGCAGACGAGAGGAUGUGCGUAAGGAGCCAGCCCACCUUAGUGCCACCCCAGCCCCCUGCCAGGCCUUCACCCUGAAAGAGCCCUCCCCACACUGUCCUCGCCAGGGCUGUGCUCUACAGUGAGGUCAGUCCUGAACGCCUGCCUCCAUCUCCCCGGCCGACCCUGAAGGCCCCGGCCGCCCUCUGCCCGCUCGCUGCAGCCCCCCCCC
Messenger RNA from Rhinolophus ferrumequinum (greater horseshoe bat), 532 nucleotides. RefSeq names its product pre-mRNA-splicing factor CWC22. The transcript is spliced from 4 exons. The record is from RefSeq and is a predicted model, not a curated record. The coding region runs from base 1 to 399 and encodes 132 amino acids. Lineage: Eukaryota; Metazoa; Chordata; Mammalia; Chiroptera; Rhinolophidae.